CACAAUGCGGUUGAACACAGCUCGAAGAAACUCUCAUCACCAUGGAUGUUGACAAAGUCUUCCACAUGACAGGAGGAGUUGGAGAAACUAGCUAUUCCAGAAAUUCUUCACUCCAGAAGAAGGCAUCUGAUAUGGUGAAGCAUAUAAUUCUGGAGACGGUGGAAGAAGUUUAUCUCGCAACAAAGCCCAAAAGCAUAGGGAUAGCUGACUUAGGUUGUUCCUCAGGACCUAAUACGUUGUCAAACCUUAAAGAUAUGUUGGACAAAAUCGAAUGUAGCAGCCGCAACAAGCUUAAGCAACCGGCACCCGAGUUCCGAGUUUUUCUCAACGACCUUCCGACGAACGACUUCAACGCUAUUUUCCAGGCCUUGCCAAAAUUUCAUCAAUUGUUGAAGCAGAAAAGAAAAAAUGAUGAAAAUGGAGGGACUUCAUCAAAUAUAUAUAUAGCUGCUUAUCCUGGCUCAUUUUAUGGGAGACUAUUUCCAGAUCAUUGCUUGCACUUUAUCUAUUCCUCUUAUAGCUUGCAUUGGCUUUCCAGGGUUCCACCAGGAUUAUAUGAUGAACAAGGCAAUUCCUUGAAUAAAAACAGCAUAUACAUUUCUGAACAUAGCCCUUCUGUGGUUUCCAAAGCUUACUUUGAGCAGUUUGAGGAGGACUUCUCAUUGUUCCUCCAUUCACGGUCGGAUGAGCUGGUUAGUGGAGGAAAGAUGGUGCUGAUUUUGUUAGGUAGGGAAGGUUUUAGUCAUGUUGAUAGAGGAAAUGUUUUCUUCUGGAAAAUCCUCUAUCAAGCAUUAACGAAUUUAAUUAGUAAGGGAGAAGUGGAAAAGGAAAAGCUUGAGUCUUAUGAUGUACAUUUUUAUGCACCAUGUAAGGAAGAAAUACAAGCAGCAGUAAAUGUAAAUGGGUGCUUUGAAGUGGAACGGCUAGAAACGUUUGAAAUAGAGAAAGCAAUUGCAAAAGGUAUGAGCUAUGGAACAACGGUGGCUAUGACAGUUAGGUCUAUCCAAGAAUCAAUGGCGGCUCACCAUUUUGGAGAAGCAAUUAUUGAGGACUUGUUUCAGGAAUAUGGUAGAUUAGUGGAUGAAGAGAUGGCAAAGGAGGAAAUUAGGCCAAUCACUUUCCUCCUCGUUCUUCGAAAACCAUAACAAAUUGAUACUGUCACGGCGAUGAGGCAUCACUUUAAAUAGUUGUGGUUGAUGUUGUGAUAGGUUCUUAUUUGUAGCUUUCUACCUCUUGUCUCUCCUCUAGGAGCCUCUUAGAUCAAAAAUUAAAAAAUUAGUUAUUUUUAGAAGUACUUUUAGAAGUAAAUUAAAUAUUUAACAAAUAA
This is a messenger RNA of Nicotiana tabacum (common tobacco), 1327 nucleotides long. RefSeq names its product putative methyltransferase TCM_000336. Lineage: Eukaryota; Viridiplantae; Streptophyta; Magnoliopsida; Solanales; Solanaceae. Gene Ontology annotation, molecular function: methyltransferase activity. The record is from RefSeq and is a predicted model, not a curated record.